UUUGGGGUAGUGCAGGGGGCGCCAGGAACUCGUUUCCGAAGCUGGACGCCGCCGGGGGCAGAUCCUCGACUCCAUCUCUAGGACUCCGAAGUCUCUCCUCGUUGGAAACUUCACCCCGUUACCAGGCAUUGGCGAGGCGGCCUGUCAAUCAGCUCUCGGGCGGCAGCCCCCCGCGCGGGGGCUCAGCGAUGCUAGGCUUAGCGACAAGCGGCAGUGACGGCGGCGGCGGCCAAGGCACAGACACACACCCUCCCACAGGCGCGCACUCGGGCAGCGCCGGCGAGCGGGCGGCGGAGGUUCCCUCGGAGCCCGGUGCGGGUCGGGGAGGGGGCGUGCGACCGGGGACCAGCCCUGAAGCGCAGCAUGGAGGAAGAAAUGCAGCCGGCGGAGGAGGGGCCCAGCCUCCCCAAAAUCUACAAGCAGCGCAGCCCCUACAGCGUCCUCAAGACGUUCCCCGGCAAGAGAUCCGCGCUGGCCAAGCGCUACGACAGACCCACCCUGGUGGAGCUGCCGCACGUCCGGCCGCCACCGCCGCCCUUCGCGCCGCACGCCGCCGUCUCCAUCAGCAGCAGCGAGCCGCCGCCGCCGCAGCAGUUCCAGGCGCAGAGCACCUACCCCCCGGGGCCCGGCCGGGCGGCCGCUGCCGCAGCCGCUUCGUCGUCAUCGCCUUCCGCCGCGUCCCAGGGCCACCUGAGGACUCCCGCCCAGCCGCCCGCCGCCCCCGCCGCAUCUUCAUCUUCGUCUUUCGCCGCCGUGGUCCGGUACGGUUCGGGCCCUGCGGCUGCCGCGGGCAGCAGCAGCGCUGGCAGCAGCAGCGCUGGCAGUGACGGUGCCAACCUGGAGCUCAGCGCAGAGAGUCGCAUGAUCCUGGAUGCCUUCGCCCAGCAGUGCAGUCGCGUUUUGAGCCUCUUAAAUUGUGGAGGGAAACUUCUGGACUCCAGCCACUCUCAGUCCAUGAUUUCUUACGUGAAACAGGAAGGCCCAAGUUACACUGAAAGACAGGAUCAGUGCCACAUCGGAAAGGGGGUCCAUAGCCAGACCUCAGACAAUGUGGACAUAGAGAUGCAAUAUAUGCAAAGGAAACAACAAACUUCUGCCUUUCUGAGAGUCUUCACUGACUCGCUACAAAAUUACCUGCUCUCGGGAAGCUUUCCAACUCCGAACACCUCCUCGGUCAGCGAGUACAGCCACCUGGCGGACGUGGACCCUCUGUCAACCUCCCCGGUGCAUACGCUAGGGGGCUGGACCUCGCCGGCAACGUCCGAAUCCCAUGGCCACCCGUCUUCUUCCACACUGCCAGAGGAGGAGGAGGAAGAGGAGGAGGAAGGCUACUGUCCUAGAUGCCAAGAACUGGAGCACGAGGUCAUUUCAUUGCAGCAAGAAAAUGAAGAGCUCAGAAGGAAAUUAGAGAGCAUCCCAGUGCCCUGCCAGACCGUGCUAGAUUACUUGAAGACGGUGCUACAGCAUCACAACCAACUCGUGAUCCCACAGCCCGCUGACCAGCCCACCGAGGGAAGCAAGCAGCUGUUGAACAACUAUCCUGUCUACAUAACGAGCAAACAGUGGGACGAGGCUGUAAAUUCUUCAAAGAAGGACGGGAGGCGGCUCCUUCGAUACCUCAUCCGAUUUGUUUUCACAACCGAUGAGCUUAAGUACUCAUGCGGCCUUGGGAAAAGGAAAAGGUCAGUGCAGUCAGGAGAGACAGGUCCUGAAAGACGCCCUCUGGAUCCAGUUAAAGUAACAUGCCUCCGAGAAUUCAUUAGGAUGCACUGCACCUCCAACCCCGACUGGUGGAUGCCCUCGGAGGAGCAGAUCAACAAGGUGUUCAGCGACGCCGUAGGCCAUGCCCGGCAGGGGCGCGCGGUGGGGACAUUCCUGCACAACGGGGGCUCGUUUUACGAAGGGGUCGAUCCGCAGGCUGCCCAGGAUGAGGUCUUCAACAAGAAUUCCCAGGAUGGGUCUGCGGAUUAGCGGAUAAAGCUUCUCCACGAUAGCCACUGGUCCUCCCAAGAGUUCCCAUUGCGAACAUUCUGUUCCCGUGACUUUAGAGUCCAAAGCACCGCAUUCUGUCACACAUCCUAAAUCUGAACUCUCCCAACCUAGUGACACACUUCCCAAACAGAAAUCCAUUUUAGGGUCAUUUGGGAAGUCGGUGGAGCCUACCACAGAUUUUCAGAGUAUUAUAGAAAAGAAAAAGCUACAGUUGAUUUUGAAAGAUUACUACUAGCUAGAUGAUGAGGGUGGAAAACAAAAAGAUAGGCAGACUCCUAGACUCCUGUCUGAAAUCAAGUGAACUCUGCUUCCUGAGCAGAGCUGGACCCGUGGGGACCACUUAAAAGGGACAAGGGGUGAGCAUUCCCUUACUUUCACUACCCUAAUCUCGAUGUUUUCCGAAGACGUGAAGUCAUACUUCUCAGCAGAGACACAGGACAGGUGAGAUCAUGUGCUGUGUCUGUGCUGAUAGAGCCUGUUACUAACUAGAAACCAGAGAACAGACCACCUCUAGAAAGUGGUUAAUGGGAAGUCAGCUGUUAUUUCUCAGUUAUUUUUACCAAAAAAAUCCUACCGUGUGGAUCAGGAAGACUCUGUGUGAUCUCAGGAGUUUACAAGCAGUAAUAGUUUCCAUUAUGUCAGUCAAGAAACAUCCAAAGAACCUAAGCCAUCAUUCAGUGCUUGAUUUUGUAGGCUCAUAGAUCCACAGUCCCGUAACCUUAAAUCUGGCUUUACUGACACAGUGCCAAAGUGAUGGGUUAAACAGACUCUCCAUCAGUUAGUGUGGGGCACUGAAGGCCACACAAGUGGUGUGACUGAUAUGCUCACUGAAUUGACCAGACGUUCUGGAAUUGUGUACACAUGGCUACGGGACCAUUCUGACAACUAUGCAAUGGGCUUGUCUGUAAUGUCUCUGAAAUCUGAGGGUCUUUCUGUGCUCAGCUGGUCUUUAACAUUUGCACAAAGCUUCUGUUUCUCAUUGCCACUGAUGAAAAUGUUUCACCCCACUGUGUGCCUGCUUCCCCCAGUCCCCUCAGCUGCAAGCACUGGCUAGGUCACCAUCUACUCUCCCUGGUUUCAUUUGUUGAGUUCCAUCUGUGAAGUCAGUAGUGUCUUCAGAACCACUUCCUGUUUGCAAUGCUUCAGAGAUGCUGGACUCUACUUCCAAGGGCUCCAGGUUUAGACAGCAGGAGAGUCUCUUACCAGACUAAUCCACAUCACUACGCCCUUCGUAAGGAAAGGGCUAAGUUGGCAGCAUUGACUGAAGGCUGUUAAUGUCGUCUAUAGACAUAACUAAGGAUUUUGAAAAUUGAUUGGAAAUUCAUUUAAAGUUUAUGAGCAUCCAUUUAUAUAGUGCUCUUUUUUGCCAUUUUUUCAAAGUAAAUAAAUUGUCCUUUAUGUUCAAUAAUUAGCACCAACUAUAUGCACAGGCCUAGUUUAGCAUUUAUAGAGAUGGUCACUUACGAGAUCUGUUAAAUGAUGUGGGGAAAUUGAAUAGUUUGGUCUUAUUUGGGACCAGUUAGCUAAAAUUCCCAGGCGUUUUUUUUUUCUUUAAGAAAUAAAAGGGCAGAUGUGAUGUUGCUUAUGAGAACUAUAAGACUAAUAUCUUUGGCUAUCCAGGGAAAAAGAUAACUUCUUGAAGAGAUUUAGAGGUCUAGGAAAUUGAUAUAUUGUAAGAUUUUUUUGGUGGCAUGAAAUCUGGGCCAGAAGAAAAAUACCACCGUAAUCUCAUCUGUCGAUCCAUUUUACAUUUUUUGUCUUUUUGUUUGUUUUGCAUUGGGCUUUAAUUUUCUAUACUGCUGAGGACCUAUCUUUUUUGUAUAGCAGCAAUAUUUGACCACUGCUUUUAAGAACCAAAAAGAAAAAGCCUUUCAGCUCUUACGGUUUUCCUGUAAUCUUGAACAUUCCACACAUCUUCACAUCUCAGCGCAUCUUGGUCUGAGUCCGUCUGUGUUGCUCGGGGUCUUCGCCGAGGGCAGCCAACCCUUCGGUGAUAUGUGUUGGGGGACAUAGGCCAGGAACCUGUGGGGGGAGCCUAGGGUCUGUGAGCAGUUUCUGGCCAUCUCCGGGAAGCUGCACUGUUCAGGAAACUCACAGCUAACCCCAGUGCUGAGUGCUUUGGAGAUACCAUCCUUACUUGAAAGUUUUUCAUCCAGCCCUUGAACCUGCCGUCACUGGCGUGUUCCUCAUUUCUGCCAUGGCAUUCAGGUUGUUGUGUGUUCUGAGGCUUCACUAGGAAUGUAGAGGGUAAGAUUAGAGCAUGUAAUUGUCCUCAUCUCCUUUGGUAGGGAAUUGAGACAGACAUGUAGCUACUUCACAGCUAUAGAGCAAGAGGGUGAUUUCAUAUUCUGGGUCUUUCUUAGCCCUCCCUAAAUCAUAAAACGUUGACCUAAGAGAUUUCUGCAUUAGGAUUAUAGGGAAAUAGAAAUUAUUAUGAUAUACUUGACUACUACAUCUGUUUAAUGUCAAUAGCAUGGUUUUUUCAUCCUAGUAACUAUUUCUGUAUUAUCAGAUGUUUUACCCAAAAUCUGGGCCAUCCUCCAAACUCGGGAAUCUACAAGUUCAUGAUUUCUACAAUUUUUCUGCCACCUGUAAUGGCUUCUCCCCCCUUCUGUUGCUGUGGGAAUACAGAGGGAGCACCCGAUGAGAUGAGGCGCGCACUGUUUUCAGAAAAGCAAACAGCAUUGCCUUCGUUUGGAUUCUGCCAUUUAUCGUGUCCUCUAGAACCAACCCUAAUCCCACUGGCUACCUCCUUCAUUUUUUCUUAGAUUGCGAACAUUUGAAAAAUCUCAUCCUUGGGUAACUGCAUUUUUAGAAAAGAUUUAGUUGUGUAACUUUUCCUCAGUCAGUGCUGUGUCAUUUCACAGAACCGAGAAGUGUGGUUUUUGACAGCUCAUACACAGAUUUUUAGAAACGUAAUAGAAAAUGGCUUUUGCACAUAUGGUGCAAGUCUGGAUGAUGUCUGUUUAAUGUGGCAACACUCACCCAGAACUGCGCGGCAAAACAUGUCAGAUGGGAGGCUCGAGUCAGAGCUCCAGUGCCAAUGUGUCUAAACAGUGUGCGUGUCGCUGUGAUAUAUUUUUGUAAACACGGUGAUGGCUUCUUUCAGUGGUGUGAGUGCUGGAUAAAAAUAAACACUCCACUUGGAAUAAUUAGGGAAAUGUCACCCAGCUGAGGGCCCUGUGCAACAUCAUUAGCACUGUCAGCCAAUGGCCUUUAUUCUUUUACUCAUGGUGUUUUUUAGAGGAGAGGGAAGAAUUGGUACCAGACAACAUGGGGUACAAAAAUAACAACCCCUCGGCAUUUGCCUCCUACUGUGUAAAAUUCAAAGCUGUAACUGACACGUUUGCACACGAGACCUCACUUACAUCCAGUUGUAAGAAAUACUGAGUGGACUGGACUGCGCUCAUCUGAUGCUAGCUUGAUCAGCUUGGCUACUGAAACCACUAAAUUAGCAACAUUUGUGGUAAAGGGACCAGAUUAAUUUUCCUCGUGACCAUGCAUAGCUGGCUAAUACAAGGACUAGGUUUUCAUUGAAUCACAAUUCCCCACAUCACCAUGAAAAUACAUCUGCUAAUGAACAAAAACCUGUUCAUUCUCAGAAUAACUGCACCCAGCGGCCAUGUGAGUCUUGACGGUGCUGGGAAACCCUUUCUGCCCAUCCAAAACCACUGCCAACGGCAGCAGUGACAAUGACUGCUUUCCAUUGAGUCCUGUGCCAGGUGCUUGCUAACGCUCUACAACCACUUUCUAAGGCUGUUACCACUGAUGAUCCCCAUUUCACUGAUACGGACGCAGCCCAAGGUACUGGCUAAUAAAAGGAUGGACUUGGGCUCAGGAAGCUUAAUGACUCGUUCAGUUUUCCCCACAAAGUGAAGUUCUCAAAAGCCCAUUAAUACGUUGGAAGAGGUUUGUGGUUUUACUUAUGCCAUUGAGGGAAAGUUGAUAUUUGUGUUAUUAAAAACUGCUUUUAAUGUAUGUUGCCGCUUAAGUAGGAGCAGAUAAACCACAUAUCCUCGGGGAACUGCUGAGGCUUCUGCUGUAGGCUUCACAGAACAAGAUCCAGUGAGGAAGAGUAAAAAGUCUUUUGCAGUGAGUAAACUAAAACCAGUUAUUCGUUCAGAUUUAUUUUAUAGAUUCCCAGUAUAAAAAUGCAGGGUUACAAAAGCAAAAAUGUCCACUGAGUGAAGUGAUAUUUUGGGGAACUCCUGGAUGUUAGAAAGGGCGUCAGUCAGCCAGUGUCCCGCGCCUUUUCACAUUGGCUGUAGCCUAGAAUCGAGGCAUCUGCUUUGGAAGAGAGGGUUUUCAUUUUUGGUGUCACUGUGAAAACUUGUGAAGAGUUUGUAGGAAAAUACAGUGAUCUGUUGAUUCUUUCCUGUAGUCGUGGCUUUAACAUCUCUGGCUGUGUUAAGUUCAAGAGCAUGCCAAGGCCAUGAGGGCCUAGCUUGUGUUUCUUUGGAACAGGGCAUGCCGAAACCGAGAGAUGGGUCCCGAAACUCGCCAGGUCGCUGGCCCGCCUGACCCUGCCCACUCUGAGCAUUGCCUUUCUGCCUCUUCUCUGGAACUUCAUGUAGCAGCCUGACCCUGGGGCCAACUUGCCUUUACUCUAUUUUCUAUAAUGAACAUUCAUGGGGAAACUGUGACAAAUCCAUUGACCCUGAUAUUUUUAUUGUUGGAGUCUUGUUGAAUCCUCUAGGAAUAAUUUCUAUUUGAUUGUACUGUGUAGAGUUGAUACCCACUAGAGAUAUGUUAAUAAGACUAUAAUAUAAAUGCAUAGUGUAAUAUAGAAUAGCAAGAUUUUUUUGUGAACAAUUUAUAUAGAAGAGUAAGUUGUUUUUUAAGUGUUAGGCACAUUUCUUUUAGGAACUUAAAAUGUUAUAAGAGUUUUUUAAGCAUUCAAUAUUUUUAAUUAUAAGAAACAUUUGUUACUAGAGCUGAUUAUUUCAGGUGUUCCAACUGGAGUAUUGAUUUAUUACCUCAUAUACCUCUAGGAUGGUGCGUGUUCUGUUGGAGAUAAAAUUGCACAAUAAAUGUCGAGUCUGUUUCGUGCUUUCA
Artibeus jamaicensis (Jamaican fruit-eating bat) is the source of this 7047-nucleotide messenger RNA. RefSeq names its product BEN domain containing 4 (gene BEND4). The record is from RefSeq and is a predicted model, not a curated record. The transcript has 6 exons. Bases 364 to 1971 code for a protein of 535 amino acids. Gene Ontology annotation, molecular function: DNA binding. NCBI's taxonomy places the organism in Eukaryota, Metazoa, Chordata, Mammalia, Chiroptera, Phyllostomidae.